Wasmannia auropunctata (little fire ant) is the source of this 6168-nucleotide messenger RNA. It is a transcript of the gene Alh, whose product is annotated as protein AF-10-like. The record is from RefSeq and is a predicted model, not a curated record. The coding region runs from base 210 to 3311 and encodes 1033 amino acids. Gene Ontology annotation, molecular function: histone binding; nucleosome binding. The transcript has 14 exons. Gene Ontology annotation, cellular component: nucleus. NCBI's taxonomy places the organism in Eukaryota, Metazoa, Arthropoda, Insecta, Hymenoptera, Formicidae. Gene Ontology annotation, biological process: regulation of transcription by RNA polymerase II.
GGGGUGUCGUGCACACGCGGCGGUGGUGGGACUCCACCGCGUGGGACAAAGGGAGAGAGGCCGUCGACGGGGAGCUUCCUGCGAGCCGCGGAGACGUCAGAAUGCAAUCGUGCGACACGUGCGACACGAGUCUACCCGUAGCCAACACUCGCUGUCCGUCGCCUAGCUCCUCAUGCUAGUCUCGUCUUCCGAAUUGCUCGGGGCACAGCAUGAAGGAGAUGCUCGGAGGGUGCUGCGUGUGUUCUGACGAGAGGGGCUGGACAGAGAAUCCGCUGGUGUAUUGCGAUGGACAGGGAUGUACCGUUGCUGUGCACCAAGCAUGCUAUGGCAUUGUUACUGUACCAACGGGACCAUGGUAUUGCAGAAAAUGCGAGUCACAGGAGCGCAGUGCUCGAGUGCGCUGUGAGUUGUGUCCGAGUCGGGAUGGAGCCCUUAAGAGGACAAAUCAGGCCACUUGGGCGCACGUCGUGUGUGCUCUCUAUAUUCCGGAAGUUCGAUUCGGUAACGUGACUACGAUGGAACCAAUUAUACUGGAGCUGAUUCCUCAGGAGAGAUUUAGCAAGACAUGUUACAUCUGCGAGGAACAAGGAAGAGGUAGCAGAGCAAACAUAGGAGCUUGCAUGCAGUGUAAUAAAACGGGCUGCAGGCAACAAUUUCACGUCACCUGCGCACAGGCUCUAGGCUUGCUCUGCGAGGAAGCUGGCAACUAUCUCGACAAUGUUAAAUAUUGCGGCUACUGCCAGCAUCACUAUUCGAAAUUGAAAAAGGGCGGUAACGUGAAGACGAUACCGCCGUAUAAACCGAUACCCGCCGACAAUGGUUCAUCGGACUCGUCGCCGGAGAAAGAGGCGGAGACGCCAAUAAAAUCGACGAGCGGCAAACGGAAGAGCUCGAGCUCCAAGUCUAGCGCGAAUGCGAAGGGUAAAUCCAAUGCUAGUCCCAGUUUAGAGAUAAACGGAGUUGCGGACGACAAGAGCGGUGGCAGCGGUCGCAAUACGCCCAAAGACAAUUCUUCCACGAGUUCCAGCAGCAAAUUCACGACUUCUAACUUCGUCGAGACAGUUGUCACACAGUCGGAGAGCGUGUUCGGGCAUGACAGCGGCGGAGGUAGCGGCACGGUUACCACUGUCACCACGGUGACGACCGCUUCCGCGAUGAAGACGAACGCCGGCAACUCGAACACAGCGCACAAGAACGUUGGCGGUCAGGGAAAGUCCAACUCGACGUCCAACAAGACGUCGAGUCACACCAGCAAGAAGAGGAAGACCGGAGCGCGCACGCCGACCGUGAUAGCAAGCGAAAACUCGAAUCAGUCGGUCAGCUCGGAGGCCAGCGGAUCGGUCAUUUCCAUAGUGCAGCAGACUGUUCCGAGCAACAACGUGCAACCAACAAUCACCGAGGUCACUAGCUUGAGCGUGACGAUAGAACCGGAAAAAUCGAAGAAGACGAAAGUGGAGAGCCCGAUUCAGUCGGCGUCGAGCACGCCGGUAGCCACGGAGGCAACCACCACCCCUGUGGUGAUGCCGGUGACCCAGUCCUCGGUCGUCACCCAGUCGCCGACGACUACGUCGAACAGCAUUGUCGUGUCCGUGCCGCUGAUCGCUACCUCUCUCGCCGGCGCGGUGACGAGCGAGACGACGAUAUAUCAGCAAGUUCAGCAAGUUCAGCAGAACAUAAUCACCACGGCGGCCAAUACGGAGCCGCGGUCGAGUACGAUGCCGAGCACUGAGAGAUUCAUCGCGGAGAGUGCACCGAUAAAACGAUCUCGUUCCCAGUCGUUGGACAAGCAGGAGAAGCCCCGUAAACCGAAGCGUGGCUCGUCCAAUAGCCAAUCAUCACUGCCGCAAUCGCAGACCGCGGUCCUGUCGGUCGUAACUUCGGUCGUAACCAGCACCCCAGUCGUGACGACGUCCAAGAGAGGCGCGAGGAACAAUCAUCAGACCCCACCGCCCGCCGCCACGGUCGCCCCGGUGUCGUCGAUUAUUCAGGGCCCGGCGUCGGCCACCGUCGGCCACUUCAGCAGCAUCAACAGCACGGGCACGCUGAACAUCAUGGGGCCGACCGUCAAGGAGUCGCCGCCUAGCAGCCCUGGAUCGGAGAGUAUGAGCAGCAGCACAGGCAAACGUAAGAGGAAAGCUGCCGCAUCCACGCCCAUUCCGUCUGCGUCGACCACACCGACUGCUCUCGCCAGCGCCCCGAUAAAGGAGGAGAACAACGUGAAGCUAUUUCAAAAUGGAGUCAGUGCACCGCACAUGCUGGGAAAUCAGUUGAAUCCCACUUCGACGAUGGCACAAAAGAUGUCGGACACGCUCUCGCAGGAGCUCGAGGCUCAUUCCAUUUUUACAGAGGCGAGUAACUCGAAUACAAACUUGAUCGGACCACAGCUGCACAAUCGAGUAAUAGCAUCUCAGAUACGAUCUAGCCAAACGGUCGUACCGCCCACUUCGUUCACUUCAGUUUUCUCAAGCAGCGCGAUUGGCACGGGUUUUAAUACUGCGGCUAACACCAGUGGAACUUUAGGCAGUGGAACAGUUCCGCAGACGCUCGAUCAGCUGCUGGAGAGACAAUGGGAGCAGGGAAGUCAAUUCCUAAUGGAGCAAGCCCAGCACUUUGACAUUGCAUCCCUGCUUUCCUGCCUACAUCAAUUGAGAGCUGAGAACCUUAGGCUAGAAGAACAUGUAAAUAAUCUCCUGCAAAGGAGAGACCAUUUAUUGGCUGUGAAUGCUAGACUCGCUAUUCCGUUGACAGGUCAACCUAGUUCACACCCAGUGAAUAAUAUACAUCCAACGGUGAAUCCGUCUCAUCCUAGUGUCUCGCACUCGGAAGUACCACCCGGCGCCCCAGCACCGGUGUCUAGAGUGAGUCGCGAACCGCGAGUGAACAACACGUACUUGCCGCACUCCAGUUCCGGCGGUCAUCCGACGACAUUGGAGAAUGGUCUGCCGCCGGACCCUUCGCCGCCUGCGGCCGCUUCUCUCGCUCAGUAUCACCGAGGAUCACUGGUUGCGCCUCAACCGAGCCCGACAAUGAGGCACAGUCCGGCCGGAGCCGGAUAUCUUCAGGGUCAACCGAGCAACAUAGUAUCGCCAGCGCCGGCGAACACUUCUAGCGUAGUACGGAAUUCGUCUGUCACGCCAGAUCCAUUACGUGGAGUGCCGAGGUCGGCGUCGCAGCCGUCGAGUAGUUACAUGCCGUCGAUGUAUCAGCCCACCAUGUCCAGCCUCACCAGUAACCAGGUGGGCGGGGUUCAUAAUCUUCAUUCGCAUGGGCCUUCGCCGACUAGCCACGGGCCGCCGGGCAAGCCCAGCUGAAGGCAUCAUCAUUGAACAGCAAAUCCACAGAUGUACAAAUCUUAGACUGUAAGUUAAUCUAUCGCGUUAAAUAGCAAUAAUACAGUAGGUGUACAUUCUAACGACGGUAACUGCGUGUAUUUCUGGUGGUGCGAUAAAAGGAUUACGCGAAAUUUCGGUAAUUUCCAGUAAUUAAAGGAAAGAUAAAAAAAGGGCAAACAAAAUUUGCAUAAUCGGUAAUCGAGAGAAGAAAAAAUUGGAUUGAUCACCGGUUACAUUGAUUUCGACAAGCUUUGUCAUGUAUGCCAACAAUUCCUGAUUAUACAUAAACGUUUUGUAAGAAACGCAAUUUAAAAGCCGACGUGCUUUACUUGUGCAGCUUUCCAAUAUUUCUUUAGCGUACCACUGUUGAGAUGUACCGCAGCGUGUGUACUAUAUGACAAUGAUGAUAUCGAGUGCAACCUAUUUCAAAGCUAAUUUAAUGUAUAUUCUAAUCUUAUAUACACACGUAAAAAGGGGGGGGGGGUUGAGAAUACCCAACAUGUACAAGACGAGCACUGCCUUUCGCCAACAAGAGCUGUGAAGUAGGUUGAUCGCAAUCGAACAUUUUCUAGCGAACGCAUGAUCGUUUCGUUUAACUUCAUCUCUGCCGUCCCUUCAUCCCAUUCCCCCUCUUCACUUAACUUUCCUAUUCAAACCUGUAGAUUUUAUCGAUACUUGGCCGUCAUAAGUUCUCGAGGAAUGUGAAUAAAAGGAGAUUUUGUGCCAUCGUUUGAUCUACUAUAAAAUUACGAGACAAAUAAUAUUCCGAUCUACCAAUUAUGUUGACAAUAUUUAUAUUACUUUAUUGCAUAUUAACAUUGGUGGCAAUGACUCCGUGGUCGAUAAUAUUAUUUGUACCUCAACUAUUACAGAAAAUAGACUUAUAAUUGCACGUAUAGAAUAAUUUAUAUAUUGAAGUUUGAUAUUUUACAAUCAGUGAAAAAUUAAUUUUUACUGAUUUAAACAAUUGAUUUAUAUAAUUUCUAUUCGUCAAUUUACAAAGUCCAUUUUUCUUAGUACACAUGAUAUACACAAUUGGAUUAUUUAUGUUUUCUUAGUACAUGCGAUUAGGUCAUUCGUGUUGACUGCAAUUAGUUAUAACAUUUAUACAUAAUUCUUUUAAACACACAACUUUAUAAAUACUUUUUAAAGAUAUUAUAAAGUACAUGUUAAAGAAUCAGAACUUUUUGGAUAUUUGUAAAAGUGAUAAAAAUUAAUCGAGACGUCAUCAUAUGUAGUAAAGGAAGAUCAUUGUGUGUAAUAAGAAUUAAUUAUUUAAUUUAAUUUAUUUAACUAAUUAUAUUAUUCAAUAUAUUGAACAAAUUAAAUUAAAUAAUUAAAUUAAAACUAUUUAUAAAUUUAUAUAUGAAACAGAAUCUUCCACGAGAAUGAUUGUGACGUUGUAAAUUAUAAUAUGUUUUAAAUGAAAUUGUAGCUGUAAUUAUUUGAGGAGGCACAAUGAGAAAUUACAAACAAGACCGAACCACGGCACAGAUCUUCAUAAUGCAAAUAUUUAAAAACUUGUGAAUACUUGUGCGAUACAUAUUAUAUAUGUACAUGUGUAUGUAUUGAGAUCGCCACACGCGCGAGUAUAAUGUCCUGUAAGAUAUCGGGAUACGCACGAAUCAUAUAAAAGUCGGAGAUACAUUGCUUAAGGACGCUGUAAUAUGCGUGUAUGUCGAAAUUGAAGUUAGUUCAUUUCGCUGCGUUUUCCGUGAGGGUAACCUUCAAUUUUUCUAUUUGCACCAUCAUUGUUGUAUGAUUUCCGAGAGCGUGUGCGCGACGCUGUAUGCAAAUCGCAAAAUCAAAAAGUGCUAGACAGUAGAACAUUUUUAGGAGAUAAGACUUGGUAGGGAAAAAAAAGCGUAAGGUAUUCCGCUCAAAGGCUACGGUAUAUAUGAUAAAAUGUAUGUAGCUCGUUUGUAAGUCGGCGAAGAAAUUUGCAUGUGAUACUGCAAGCAAAUCACAGAAUGACAUGCAAUCUAAAACGACAGUUGUGAAGGGAGGGGGAAGAAAAGAGAAUCGACAAGUGUCCGUUGCGAUCGGCCUGAAUGCAUAAUUCACGGAUAACGUCUCGUCGUUGUCGUGUCGUGUUGAAAUUGCGGAAAAACGGAGGAAAGGAUGGGCAAUAAUGUCUGUCCGACAUUAGACGUCGAAAAGGUGAAUUGAGGGGAGGUACACUCGCAGGAUAAUAACGUCCCGUGCUGUCGCUUUAUUUUUGCACCGUGGUUACGCGCAUAAUACGAGAUUUCUCAGCCUCGCAGAAACUAGUUAAACGAAUGAACUAUAUAAAUAUAAAUGAUAUAUGCGUACGUAUGUUCGAAUUUGUCGUACAAAACACUGAAAUUUUCCCGAGACCACCUGCCAGCGAUUACGAUGUGUACUUGUUUGUCGAGCGGCGCAGAAAGAGCUUGGAGAGAGUUUUUACGAAGAGGAUCGACUGAUUACAUUUUUACCGCAUUGUGUUCUUUGUCGUCCGCGACGAUGUGUGUUCGCUAAAUAUCUAUGUGUAUCAAUUUUCCCUUCCGCAUUUUUAUUUUACAAGACCCUAGGGUGUAAUGCGUUUUACGUAAAAGUAUUAGCUCGCAUCGACUCGAACGACACGUUAGAGGUGGUCGAGGGACAGAUAGGAUAAAGUAAGGGAAUCGAUUGUAUUGCCGACUAAAAUUUGUAAGUCCGAUUAGCAAUUAGAGAUGGGAUUUUUAAGCGGAAAAAGAAGAACUCUAAUUAGGGAUCUAGGUUUAUAUAAAUUGUACGAUAAAAGUAAUAUUGUAUAUUCGACGAGAGCGAGGUGCGAGGAGGGGUAUAGACAUGAAAACACCAAACCUACAGAAUA